Messenger RNA from Mus pahari (shrew mouse), 4977 nucleotides. RefSeq names its product cilia and flagella associated protein 43 (gene Cfap43). Bases 1 to 4977 code for a protein of 1658 amino acids. The transcript has 37 exons. Gene Ontology annotation, molecular function: protein binding. The record is from RefSeq and is a predicted model, not a curated record. Gene Ontology annotation, cellular component: axoneme. Lineage: Eukaryota; Metazoa; Chordata; Mammalia; Rodentia; Muridae. Gene Ontology annotation, biological process: sperm axoneme assembly; cilium assembly.
AUGUCGCAAGGCCGGGAGCGCGACGACAUCACUGCCUCUGCCUCUGCCUCAGCGUCUGCCUCUGCCUCUGCCUCUGCCUCUGCCUCAGCCCCUGCCUCUGCCCACUACUCCGGAUCCUCCCUGUCGGUGAGAUGGGUGCAAGGAUUCCCUAGUCAGAACGUUCACUUUGUCAAUGACCACACCAUCUGCUACCCUUCUGGGAACUUUGUAAUAUUCAUUAACCUGGAAUCCAAGAAGAAGACGGUACUCCAGUGUAUUAAUGGGAUUGUGGGCGUCAUGGCAACUAGUGGGCCCAGUGAAGUCGUGGCUUUCUCUGACCGAAGAUUUAAACCUGUUAUCUACAUAUACAGCUUCCCUUCGCUGACCAGAAAAAUCAAGUUAAAAGGUGACAUUCUCCUGGACUACACUCUACUUUGCUUCAGUUACUGUGGCACCUACCUGGCCAGUUACUCGUCCCUCCCAGAGUUUGAGCUGGCCCUCUGGAACUGGGAAGCCGGUGUCAUCUUGUGCAAGAAAUCAAACCCUGGCAUGGAUGUGAGCCAGAUGUCCUUCAACCCCAUGAACUGGCACCAAAUGUGUUUAUCCAGUUCAAGUGCAGUGAGCGUGUGGACCAUUGAAAGAAGUAACCAGGAACAUCAUUUCAGGAUAAGGUCGGUAAAGCUACCCCUAGAAGACGCGACCUUCCUAAACGAAACUGAUAUGCUUUUCCCCACCACCCUGCCAAAGGAUCUCAUUUAUGGGCCUGUAUUGCCACUGUCGGCCAUUGCCGGGCUGGUGGGCGAAGAGGCAGAGACUUUCCGGCCGAAAGAUGACAUCUAUCCUCUGCUGCACCCGACUAUGCACUGCUGGACUCCGUCAAGCGACCUGUACGUUGGGUGUGAAGAGGGUCACCUUCUGAUGAUUAACACAGAAACCCUGAAGGUGACCGUGCUCCAGAAGGCGGAGGAGUUUCCAGUUCCGGAUGGAGCCCAGCUCAUCAACCCGCUCACACUGGCAUACCAAAAGGACGGCAUACUCGCUUCUGGAAUUGAUGGUGUGAUAUACUCCUUCAUCAUCAAGGAUUCAAAGUACCAAGUGAAGACCUUCCUCGAGUUAGAUGGGCCAGUGACACAUCUGGUGUUCUCCCCUAGUUACAAAAUGCUGCUGAUUCAAACAGACAAGGGGUCUGUUUAUAUCUAUACAUUUGGUGCAGAGCUGCCUCUCGAUAAACUCCUCGAUGCCUGCGAUGGGAAAGUGCAGGCCGUCAGCUUUAUCACACCUGGAACCAAAUACUUCCUGACACUCACGAGUUCGGGGGAAGUUUCCAUUGUAUCAAUAGAAGACUGCAAUUGUACAAGCAGGAUUUUCCUGAAGACUCAAGCAACAGCUCUGGCGUCCUCCCCUUCCUCCCCGACGGCUGCCGUGGGGACGAUGGAUGGCUAUGUAUACUUCCUGAAUAUCCUUGACGUGGAGUCCCCUCAGUUGAUCCACCAGGCCUUCCUCUCCCAGUCACCGGUGAAGAUACUGAUUUAUGACCAGCGAGGAAUCUUUCUGUUAGUCGGUACAGAAGAGGGAAACGUCUUUGUCAUCGAUGCCAGACCCUCAAAGUCAUUUCAAAUUUUUGGAUUCACUGAGACGGGCAAGGACAUCCUGCAGAUAUCCACGGUGUCUGUCGUGGAGUCAGACGUGGUCGAAGUGCUGGUGCUGUCCCCACUUCCAGACAUGGGCAGAAGCAGGCUGGAAUACUUCACCCUGCCAGCCAUGUUACCAGAAGUGGUUCCUGAAAAUUUUUCUGAUGAACGAGGAAGACUGAAAGACAACUUCACCCACAAGUACUUAUAUGAGGUGGAACACACUCUGUCCUCUGCAGUGCUGGGCUUCACGGGCAGCAAAAUCUUCGGCUUCUGCAGCCAGGUGCCCUACAUCUGCAGCUAUGUAAUGCCCGUAAAGGAACACACUGGUGUCCUUGUACUUAAGCCUCACCAAAAAGUACAGAGCAAACAGUACGGAUCUGGAAUGAUCUAUCUGUCUUCUCACGGAUUAUGGCUUAUGACAAUAGCUAAAUGUGGAAUUCUCUGUAUCCGAGAUAUGUUCAGUCUGGAAACCUUUGUUCGAUGUCGGAGUCAUUCUCACCAGGGGCGAGGGAUCCAGAACAUGAAAAUGUCAUUGGACGGACAGCACAUCCUGGUGAAUGGAAAAGAUGAUAACACCCUUGUCUGCCUCAAAUGGAAGCGGCUUGGAGCAAACAUAGCAAGUGAGAUCUUUGAACACAGCCGUCCACUAGUGCUCCAUCUGUCCCAGACAAUGGAAACGGAGAGCAUAUACUUAGCUUUAUCGGGAGAGUCCAAGAACAAGCAACCAGAAGAGACAGCUGAACCCCAAGCCAUCAAACAGGAGACAAGGAUUUUUUCCCCUAGAAGAAAGGAGAUCAAAAGAGGAAUUAAGGAGCUCGCUCAGGUUAUUGCAAGGAUGAUGGAAGAGAAUGAAAAGGUGGACAUCAUUGCAAAACUAGAUCAACAGGAAUUUUGCCUGGACGCCGACGAGCUGGAAAGGCUUCAUGAUGAGUGUGAGGAGGAAGUAGCGAAGAUAAGGAAAGAUGUGGAGAUGCACAACUUGGCCCAGAGCUACUUAACUGAACUCAUCAAGGAGGAAUGCUGGAACUCCAUGGCUGUGAAGGGCCGGGCUCUAAAGUGUUUUCAUAUACCCUAUGUGGUUGACAACUUUCCCAUGAAAGAGCGCACGGAAGAGGAGCUGCAGGAGUUGAGAAAAGUUAUGCAGCAAAAGAAGACUGAGAUAGAGUGUCUUAAGCUCCGGAAAGAGAUUGUAGAGGUCCAGGCUACAACCACUAUGGCUAAGAAGCAUCAUGAGGAGGAGGAGGAGGAAGAAGAUGAAGAAAGGAUAGUAAAAACUACCAGUCUGCCCAAUUACCUGCUUGGUAGUUUGAGCACUGAUUUUGGGGCAGACACAUCUUUGUUGACAAGCCAACUGAACCUUCAUUCCAGAGAGGAGAAAAUCAAUCAAAUUGUAUUGCUAAAAGAUAUCAUUUACAAUAUAAAAAGGACUUUCAAUAGUGAAUUUGAUGCUGCCUAUAAGCAAAAAGAGAUUGAAAUUGCACGCGUAAAAGAAAAGAAUGUUAGAAUUGCAGAAAUUAUUUCAGACUUGGAAUUAGAAGAAACAGUCUGGCAACCAGUGUUUGAAGACAGUGAGAAACCAGAAAGAGCCCUUGUUGUGGAAGAUGAUGAGAUUUCAUUUAAAAAAUACGUUAGUCCAUGGCAAAGAGCCAGAACAGAAGUGGUCUCACCCUAUGAAAUGGAGCGAUUGCGGCAAGCACGGAUCUCUGACGCACGCCAGAGAGGCCUGAUGGAUAUGAUGGGAGGGGUUCUGGAAGUCAAGAAGGAAGACAUCUUAAGGAUGGCAAUCCCUCAACCACCUUUCAUGGCAAAAGCUGAUGCCCUGUGGAGUGAAGAUGAAAGGAAGCAAUUCAAAGAGUACGAGAAAAAAGUCAAGGAGCUGAAUGAAGAGAGAGACAAGUACAGAAAGUCUUUAGAAGCGGAGCUGAAGAAACUUCAAAAUUCUAUUCAAGAGAACACGCAGAGCUUUGACGAGCAUCUGAAGAGACUCUUUGAAAGGAGAGUGAAGGCAGAAAUGGUCAUCAACCAGGAGGAGCUGAAAAUAAACAACAUUAUAUUUUCUUUGCUGCUGGACGAAGAACUCAGCUCCAGGGAACAGUUCCUGAACAACUACCUUUUGAAGAAGCAGGAGGAGAAGACCAAGACUGCAAAUGCCAUCCAGAAAGCGAGAGAAGAUCUGGAUGUGUUCAAGGAGCACCAUGACAUGUUAGUGGCAGAAGACAAAAUUCUGGAUCGAAGCUUCAAAAAGGAAUUUUCUGACAGUUUGGGUCACCAGGUGGAUGUCCUCUACAAACUUUUUAAACGGCGGCCAAGGGUUCACAAACAGAAAACACAGGCAGAUGUCACCAGCCUUGUUCCUUAUGGAGAGCGACCAGGAUCUGCCAAGUUAAAUAAGGAAAACUUAGCCCAGCUAAUGAAAUCCAUGGAUGAAUUGGACAAUAUCAAUAACAUGCCAGAAGGCUUGGACCCCUCAGUCUGGGAACAUUUCUGCUCAGCUAGACGAGCAAAAGUGGAAAAUGAAUACAAAGUGAAGCAGAAAGCAGCCUGCCUCCUGGAAAUGACGACUUUUCUCCGGAAGCGGAUGGAAGAGGAUGAUGCUGUGCAUCAUGAGAUUGAAAAAGUGUUCCAUGAGCUCAUCCGAUUACAGGAUGAGAAAGUGAGAUUCCAGGUGAAUUUGACAGUACAAAUUCUUCUUAAACAAGGACAAGUAGAACUGGAGAAUUUCCAGUUGAUUCUGGAAUAUUCUGAUGCAAUUCUCAUCAAUAAGAAUAUAAUUGAAGACUUGAAUUCUGUGAUUCGGACUCAAGGACAAAAGAAAGUUGCUAGCAUGAUGGAAAGUAAAGAGGUCCACAAAGGAAUAUACCAGAUUGAGUGGGAGCACAAGAAGAUGGAGAUGGAGAUGGAGGACCUGAACCAGAGGGCCUGGGACAUCCAGAUGCUCUUCUUCUCACGAGAUCGGCAGAAGUACCUAAAUGAACCAAACUAUGAGAAUGUGAUUGCCAUUCAGAUUGGAAUAAUGGAGCAAACGAUUAGUGUUAUAGAUAAGAAUCACAAGAAGAAUGUAGAAAACUGCAAAAAACUACUCAAGAAAUUGGGAAAAUACAGCAAUCAGAAAGAUGUUGCAAAUUACACCCUAAGCUGUAAUCUACGGGAAGAACUGGUGGCCGUCUCAGAGAGACAAGACAUUUGCAAUGAAAUAGGGUCUAAGCUGACCUGUGAGAAGAUUGCUAGAGAACGCUACGACAACCUGCUGAAACAGCAGAAGCUGACGAACAUCUCCAAGCAGCAAGCUGAGCAGAUCUCAAUACUGCAGGCUGAAGUGGAAAGACUCAGGAUGAAGACAUUCCCUGCUCUCAUUCCAAUGUAG